This is a messenger RNA of Eleginops maclovinus (Patagonian blennie), 3508 nucleotides long. RefSeq names its product complement component 7b (gene c7b). Lineage: Eukaryota; Metazoa; Chordata; Actinopteri; Perciformes; Eleginopidae. Gene Ontology annotation, biological process: complement activation. The record is from RefSeq and is a predicted model, not a curated record. The transcript has 18 exons. Bases 672 to 3152 code for a protein of 826 amino acids. Gene Ontology annotation, molecular function: protein binding. Gene Ontology annotation, cellular component: membrane attack complex.
UUUCAAUUGGAAGAUUUUUUUAUUUUAUGGCUUAAAUAUGGUGAAAAGAAGCUUCUGAGUAAUUAUUGAUGUCUGAUUUGCUUUCUACAUGGUCCAAAAUGUGUCAUUUGUCAUCAAGAUCAUUUAUUUACAGCAAGUCAAAGUAGUUCUAUGGCAAAAAAAAUGCCACCAUUGAUGGCCGCUUUAAAAAUGGUCGCCAUCUUGGAUUUUUGAGUGACGGUUGAAUAAAGGCCGGUGCACGAGCAGCACUGCAGCUGUCGGUAAAUGACGCUCACCCGCUUUAAAAAACAACUAACCAUGGCACUCUGGAGAAAAAGUAAAAACGUUGGGGAAGUAGUUCUUUACUUUAAUCUGGCUGCAUUUGAUUAAAGCAACACGAGCAUCCACCCGACGCAGCCCUCCAUUGUUGUGUGUGAGAAAAUCAGCGACGUAAACGGUGACGUCAUGACGCAGCAGCAGUCGGGCGCUGGGUGUCGAAAACACAACUUGGGCUACAAAUAAGAACCAGUUCGGAACCAGAAGAGCACUAGCACGGAGCUAGAACUGGAAGUGGUUUGGUGGGAAAGGGGUAUAACAGGCUUUUUGAAAAAAGGAACCUCAUAGGACUUUAGGUGGCAAUUUUAGUGCUUGCUCUGAUAGAUAUCAUCCUAGAGAAACUACCAUCUCUAUUCAUGAUGGAUUACGUUGCGGUUCUGUCUUCUUUUGCAUUGCUGGUCGUCCUUAUAUGUCCUGUUUGCUGUCAGCGUGUUGACUGCAGAUGGGGGCCUUAUGGAGAGUGGUCAGAGUGUGAUGGGUGCUCCAGGACAAAGGUGCGGACUCGCCAUGUGGAGGUGUAUGCCCAAUUUGGGGGUGCGCCAUGUUCAGGAGAAGCCACACAAGCACAGGCAUGUGUCUCAAAGAAAGGAUGUCCCCUGGCAACAGGCUGUGGAGACCGGUUCCGCUGUACCUCUGGUCAGUGUAUCAGCCAGUCUCUGGUGUGCAACGGAGACCAGGACUGUGAGGACGGUCUGGAUGAGAGGAACUGUGAUGAAAACAACAGCCAGUACUCAUGUGACCUGGACAAAACGCCUCCCAACUCCGGCGUCACAGGCAGAGGGUACAACGUGUUAACAGGCCAACUGAGAGCAGGAGUGAUGAACACUCUGAGCUUCGGAGGGCAGUGCAGGAAGGUGUUCAGUGGGGACCAUCUAGUCACUUACAGACUGCCACAGAACAUCCUCAGGUACAACUUCGAGGUGACUGUAGAAAAUGAAGACAGCGAUGAAUCCUACGACAGCUCCUGGUCCUACAUGCAGCACAUCCAGGCCAACGCCUUGGUGGGACACGACCGUCGCUCCUUCCACAAAGAGGUCACUGACAAUAAGGCCUACAGACUUUUAAUCCUGAAGAAUAAAGUGGAGCUGGCCCAGUUCCAAAACUCUGCGCCUCAGUAUGUGACUCUGGCUGAUGACUUCUGGAAGGCCCUGUCCUCGCUGCCGUACACGUACGACUACUCUGCCUACCGCCAGCUGUUUGAGAUCUACGGCACACAUUACCUUUCUGAGGGCAAACUUGGAGGCGAAUACCAAGCCUUGCUGGAGUUCAACCGCCAGGCGCUCGAUUCAACAAGUACAACAAACAUAGACUACCAGAGGUGUUGGAGAAAGGUGAAACGCCGUUGGUUCAGGAAGAAAGUAACGACGACCUGUGAAAAGCUGACAAAAUCUUUAUCUUCCAGUCAUGGAAACAACGUAAACAACAUGCCCAUCAAGGUCAAAGUGUUUGGGGGAGAUACGGCUUUGACGGGCGCUCUGACUGUCCUGGAUCUCGAUAACCCAGAAGCUAACGGAGAAAUCUAUGACAACUGGGCCUCGUCUGUCAAAGACUUCCCUGAAGUCAUAGACAUGAAGCUGCGUCCUCUGUAUGAGCUGGUGAAGGAGGUGCAGUGUGCAGGUUUAAAGAAGCUCCACCUGAAAAGAGCCUUAGAGGAGUACCUGUCGGAGGAGCAUCCCUGUCACUGCAGGCCCUGCCAGAACAACGGGAAGCCGCUGCUGACGGGGUCUGAGUGUCACUGCGUCUGCCGGCCGGGAACAUCGGGCCUCGCCUGUGAGCAGGGAGCUGUGAUUGGUGAACAACCAGGCGUGAUCGAUGGCGGAUGGACCUGCUGGUCGUCCUGGGGAACCUGCUCUGGGAGUAAAAGGAUAAGGACCCGAACAUGUGAUAACCCCUCCCCCAGGUCUGGCCAGCACUGCAUCGGAGAGUGGUCGGAAGAGAAGCCUUGUGAGGACCCAGACAUCCAAUACUUACAGACGAUGGAGCCUCAGUGCUUCGAUCUCCCCUUGACUCCACCGAAGACAUGUGGAGCGCCCCCAAACCUCAGGAACGGAUAUAUUGAGAAUCCCAAGGACUUUUACCUGGUUGGAAACACGGUGCAGUACGCCUGCAUUGACGGUUAUUACCUCACUGGAGGCGCUGUGGCUGAAUGCACUGAAACCCAGAAGUGGAGGACAGGAGCGCCGAUUUGCAAAAGUGCCACAUGUGGGUUUCCUCUACUCAACAGUGACAUAAUAACCAACCCUAUCGAGGCAGCCUAUCAGAUUGGACACAGAGUUUCCCUGUCCUGUCCUGCGGGGUCAGUGCUGGACAUGGAGGUGUCAGAGAUCAUGUGCAGUCCCAGUCUGCAGUGGUCUCCUUCCCCGGCCAGAGCUCGUUGUAAAGCAGUGUCCUCAGGUCCCACUCCUCCAGCUAACCUGAAAUGUAAGCCUUGGGAGAAAGUAGGGAAAACUGAGUGUGUGUGUAAAAUGGCAUCUCAGUGCUCGACUUCCCUACAGCUGUGUGCGAGGCUCGGUUCAAGCCAAACCCGUGUACUUGGGGUUUGUCAGCUCGGAGCUCUGCGCUGUAUGGGACGGAGCUUCGAGUUAGCGAUAGACGCCGAAUGUGACACGCCACAAGAGCUGUUCAUGUCCUGUGACGACUGCAAACCAGGGACAAUUUGUCAGGAAUCGAAAUGCGUGUGUCGGAACGUGUCUGGAUGCCCCUCCGACUCCGCCCCCCUGUGCACGAAAACCGGGGAGGAAAGCAUUGCCAGGACGAUGACUGAAUGCGAGGUGGGGGCCAGGCGCUGUGCUGGCGAGCAGGUCCAUGUGGUCGGUAUUGAGGCUUGUCCAGAAUAAAAGUGGCUGAGCACCCUCCCUCUGUUCUUAAAGGAGGGACAUGUUUUUUUAAUUAUAAAUAGAAUUACAGUUUUUUUAAUAACACUUGAAUCAUGUCAUGUUCCUCUGCUCUCCAAGAGGACUCAUGGUAAAGUGCAUUUGAUUCAAACAUAAAUAUAAGCUUCUUUUCUAAAACUAUUCUAACAAAUCUAAUUAAUCAAAUAAAAUACUUCAUCUAUGUUUCGGUUCUCUUGCCUUUGUGUUAUUUUCUAAAGACUUGUGAACCAAACUCUUUUGCCAAUUACUAUUUGUUUAAUAAUAUGGAGUCAAAACUUGAGAUUUAUGAUAACAAAUAAAGUGUUAAUGCAUCAUUUCAA